This is a messenger RNA of Penicillium subrubescens, 462 nucleotides long. RefSeq lists its product as uncharacterized. The record is from RefSeq and is a predicted model, not a curated record. The transcript has 2 exons. NCBI's taxonomy places the organism in Eukaryota, Fungi, Ascomycota, Eurotiomycetes, Eurotiales, Aspergillaceae. Bases 1 to 462 code for a protein of 153 amino acids.
AUGCUUGAAACGCCACGGGCUGGAUUGCCACGCACUCCUUCAAGCUCUCGGCAUGCUCGAUGUGAGCCUGCUGAUGAGGACUCUGUGCCCUCACAGACCCCGCAGCAACAGCCAUCACCUCCAUAUCCCCAUGAGUCCAUCCAUGACCAAUCCAUGGAUGAUGGCCUGCCAUUGAAUCCAUCCCAGUCCAUGCAAGGGAUGCAGAAUAUCCCGAAUGGCUUCUAUCACUUUGUCGAAUAUCCCUCAGCGUCGCAGCAGUCCGACCUGAUGGUGGCAGACCUCGAGCAAGGGUUCUACCAGGCCGUUGCACAGUACUUUUAUGAUCGUUUCUUACAACAUGCAUCUGGCGUGGGCAGAGCAAACAUCAGCUACUUGUUCACUGCGAUGCUUCAUCACCAAUUUCCGCAUCCGAGCCCUGUUCGUAGUAACAAUCACUUUAUGCCCAAUCAGGAGAGGAAUUGA